Ostrinia nubilalis (European corn borer) is the source of this 9255-nucleotide messenger RNA. RefSeq names its product multifunctional protein r (gene rudimentary). The transcript has 23 exons. The coding region runs from base 385 to 8943 and encodes 2852 amino acids. NCBI's taxonomy places the organism in Eukaryota, Metazoa, Arthropoda, Insecta, Lepidoptera, Crambidae. Gene Ontology annotation, molecular function: hydrolase activity, hydrolyzing O-glycosyl compounds; aspartate carbamoyltransferase activity; ATP binding. The record is from RefSeq and is a predicted model, not a curated record. Gene Ontology annotation, cellular component: cytoplasm; cytosol. Gene Ontology annotation, biological process: L-citrulline biosynthetic process; 'de novo' pyrimidine nucleobase biosynthetic process; UTP biosynthetic process.
UUAUUAGACGUGUUUUGCAGUGCAGUGUACUGAAUAUUUGCGAGUGAGUACACCUUUACAUACUUGACAUAGUCGGAACUGAUUUAUUUUAAUUCAUUUAUUAUUCGGUGACUUUUGAAACAAAGCAGGUAUAAUGCCAGACGAAACGGUGUUGUUUUAAGCAAGUUAGGCACACAUAGAGUCAAAACAUAUUAAACGGGAGUGCUUGAGGGGCCUGCGAAGAGUACGGUCGUGUCUCGGUAGAAAAGUUUGCUAGGGGCCGGCUCCAUUAUUUCAACUAAGCUAGCCCAGUCGGCGACGAUUAUCAGACCCCGGGCCAAGAGAGUUCACUGUCUACCCAACGCAGGUCAUUGCCGUGCUUCCCGUGGUGACUGAGACAAGAAAAUGUCUUACCCACUGAGUAUGGGUUUCAUCAGGACGUUGUGCCUGGUCUUCGCUUUGACCGCGACAUGCGCACGAGCUGCCGAGGUACCAUCCCUUGAGCCUGUCGUCACGCAGGUCGGAGCUUCCCCAAGUCACAUCAAGAGCGCAAGCCACAACAUCAGCAUCGUCGGCAACGAGUUCAUGCUGGACGGCCAGCCGCUGCACAUCGUGUCCGGCUCGCUGCACUACUUCCGACUGCCCUCGGCCUACUGGCGCGACCGCCUGCGCAAGCUCAAGGCGGCCGGGCUCAAUGCUGUCUCCACGUACGUAGAAUGGAGCUACCACGAGCCCGAGGAGCGGCAGUACAAUUUCAAGGGCGACCGCGACGUGGCCGCGUUCGUGCGCGCCGCCGCUGCGGAGGGCCUGCACGUGCUGCUCCGACCGGGGCCCUACAUCUGCGCUGAGAGGGACUUGGGAGGUUUCCCGUACUGGCUCCUAGGAAAAUAUCCUAACAUUAAACUUCGCACCACUGAUAGCGACUUCAUCAGAGAAAGUGAAAUAUGGUUAGAAAAAUUAUUUCAAGAAUUGACUCCACUUUUGUUUGGAAAUGGCGGUCCCAUUAUAUUGGUUCAGGUGGAGAAUGAAUACGGCAGUUACGGUGAUGAUAAGCCAUACAAAGAAAAAAGCCGUGACAUACUCCUGAAACACAUUGGCCGUAAUGCGCUCCUGUACACCACCGACGGCACAUACCCCGCCAUGUUCCUCGGCGGCGCCGUCGACGGUGCACUCACUACCAUCGACUUUGGAACUGCCACAAACGUAACCCACGCGUUCCGUACCUUGAGGCGGUACAUGCCCGAGGGUCCCCUGAUGAACUCCGAGUACUACCCUGGCUGGCUGACGCACUGGGGCGAGCACAUCCAGCAGGUGGACACCCAGGAUGUGGUCAGGAACCUCAGGGAAAUGCUCAGUCAACAUGUCAAUGUUAACUUUUAUGUGUUCUUUGGUGGAAGCAACUUCGAAUAUUCUGCAGGGGCGAACUACGGUAACUCAUAUACUCCAGAUAUUACUUCGUAUGAUUAUGAUGCACCGUUGACUGAGGCUGGAGAUCCCACUCCCAAGUAUUAUGCUAUACGCGACGUUCUUAAACAGUAUAACUUCGAAGCAAAAGACAUCCCAGAGCCCACUCCGUCUAGUAAAGGGGCAUACGGGACAGUGACAGUGACUCCCCGAAUCGAACUGCUCUCGAGCCUGGGGCGUACGAUGUUGGGCAAGAAAUACCCAGACGUAACAGGCGCGACGCUGCCACACUUCGAAAAACUAAGACAAAGAAGCGGACUCGUACUAUAUGAAACUAAAUUGAAGGAGGGAAAGGGUGUACUCGAAAUACAAAAACCUCGUGAUUGGAUUUAUGUUUAUGUAGAUGGGGAACUCAAAGGUGCCAUAAAUAGAAUGUACAGAAGAAAAGAAUUAAGUAUACAGAGUAAGGCUGAAUCAGUACUGUCUUUAUUAGUGGAAAACCAGGGACGAAUCAAUUAUGGAUCACAUUUGCGUGAUCGUAAGGGAAUACUGAGUACCGUUACUUACAACGGUGAGACACUAAAUGGGCAAUGGAGCGUUAGUGGUUAUCCCUUAGAAUUACUUUAUCGAUAUGACGCAGAUUUUGAGAACCAGCCGAAUUUGAGCAAAGGCCCGGUAUUGUUCGAAGGGGAGUUCACCCUUCCCGAGGGGGACCAGCCUUUAGAUACUUUCUUAGAUACCACCGGAUGGGGAAGGGGCUAUGUUUGGGUGAACGGCAACAACUUGGGUCGGUACUGGCCUGGCCUGGGGCCGCAGGUGACGCUCUACGUGCCAGGCGUCUGGCUGAAGGCCGCACCUUUAACCAACUGCCUGCAAAUACUGGAACUUGAAAGCGACCUAAGUUGCGAAGUGGGGCCGGCAUGCAGCCUGGUGCUGUCAGAUGGCUCCGUGUUCCAGGGCCGCAGCUUUGGAGCUCAAGUUCCUGUUGAAGGAGAAGUUGUAUUCCAGACUGGUAUGGUGGGUUAUCCAGAGUCGCUGACAGACCCCUCCUACCAUGCUCAGCUGUUAGUACUCACGUACCCUCUGGUCGGCAACUACGGUGUUCCCGACGAAGAGGACCACGAUGAACAUGGACUUCCCAGGUGGUUCGAAUCGAGCCGCAUUUGGGCAGCAGGAUUGAUAGUAGGCGAAGUUAGCACAAAAGCUUGCCACUGGCGCGCGCGCCGUUCGCUAGGAUCCUGGCUAGCCUCUCGAGGAGUGCCCGGUCUCUGCGAUGUCGACACUCGAGCCCUCACUCAUCGUCUGCGAUCGGGGGUCAUGUUGGGGAGAAUCGUUCAAGGCGUGCCCCCGUUAGGCCCUCUUCCGCCGCUAUCCGAUCCAAACACAAGAAAUUUAGUCGCUGAAGUAUCCAUAAAGGAAGUUAAAACUUUUAACCCAAACGGGGAUGUCACAAUAAUGGCUGUAGAUUGUGGUUUAAAAUACAAUCAAAUCCGCUGUUUAAUAAAAAGAAACGUCAAAGUAGUCUUGGUACCAUGGGAUCAUAAAAUUAACCCAAACGAUUAUGACGGCUUAUUUAUUAGCAACGGUCCAGGUGACCCUGAAGUAUGCAAGAAAGUUGUGGACAAUGUUCAAGAAGCAGUUAACAAUAAAUCAAAUGUGAAACCAAUAUUUGGUAUUUGUCUUGGUCACCAAAUAUUGUCAACAGCAGUGGGAUGCAAAACUUACAAAACGAGCUAUGGUAAUCGUGGUCACAAUUUGCCAUGCACUCACAACGGUACUGGAAGGUGUUUUAUGACAUCCCAAAACCAUGGGUUUGCUGUAGAUGCCGACACGAUACCCGAAAAUUGGAAAAUCUUAUUCACAAACGAGAACGAUAAAACGAAUGAGGGCAUAAUUCACAAAACAGAUCCGUUCUUCAGUGUACAAUUCCACCCUGAGCAUACUGCAGGUCCAACUGACCUUGAAUGGCUUUUCGAUAUUUUCAUAGACGCUGUAAAAUCUUACAAACGUAAAGAAUCCUUCGUAAUAGACAAAGAAAUAACUAAAAGACUGAGUUACAUUCCUACAAUUCAUGAAAGACCAAAAAAAGUGUUGAUUCUUGGUUCAGGAGGCCUUUCCAUCGGUCAAGCGGGUGAAUUUGAUUAUUCGGGUUCUCAAGGAGUGAAAGCAAUGCAAGAAGAGAAAAUUCAAACAGUUCUGAUAAAUCCAAAUAUUGCAACUGUUCAAACAUCAAAAGGCUUAGCUGACAAAGUCUAUUUCCUACCCAUUACUCCAGAGUAUGUGGAACAAGUGAUAAAAGCUGAAAGGCCUACGGGUGUUUUAUUGACUUUUGGUGGGCAGACAGCUUUGAACUGUGGCGUAGAAUUACAAAAGUCACGUGUUUUUGAAAAAUAUAAUGUGACUGUACUUGGAACUCCAAUUCAGUCGAUAGUGGAUACCGAAGAUAGAAAAAUAUUUGCUGAAAAAAUUCACUCCAUCGGUGAAAAAGUGGCACCUAGUGCUGCAGUUACAUCAGUAGAUGAAGCGUUAGCAGCUGCACUUCAAAUUGGUUAUCCAGUUAUGGCACGUUCAGCUUUUUCGUUGGGAGGUCUAGGCUCUGGUUUUGCCAACAAUGAAGAGGAGUUGAGAGCUUUAGCUCACCAAGCUCUGUCUCAUUCAGAUCAACUGAUAAUAGAUAAGUCGCUCAAAGGUUGGAAAGAAGUAGAAUACGAAGUCGUUCGUGAUGCUUUUGAUAAUUGCAUCACAGUUUGUAACAUGGAAAAUGUUGAUCCUCUCGGAAUACAUACCGGUGAAUCUAUUGUAGUGGCCCCCAGUCAAACAUUGUCAAAUAGAGAAUACUACAUGCUGCGUAACACAGCCAUUAAAGUUAUAAGACACUUUGGCAUUGUUGGUGAGUGCAACAUCCAAUACGCUCUCAAUCCCAAUUCUGAAGAAUUUUACAUCAUUGAAGUAAAUGCUAGAUUAUCUCGAAGCUCAGCGUUAGCUAGUAAGGCAACUGGUUAUCCUUUGGCGUAUGUGGCUGCCAAAUUGGCCCUUGGUAUCCCAUUGCCUGUAAUCAAAAAUUCUGUCACUGGAGUAACAACGGCCUGCUUUGAGCCCAGCUUAGAUUAUUGCGUGGUAAAAAUACCAAGAUGGGACUUAGCUAAAUUCAACAAAGUAAGCACAAAAAUUGGAAGUUCAAUGAAAAGUGUUGGAGAAGUAAUGGCCAUUGGACGGAACUUUGAAGAAGCUUUCCAAAAAGCUCUAAGAAUGGUCGAUGAAAAUGUAAAUGGAUUUGAUCCGAAUAUUAAAACAGUAAAUGAAAACGAGUUGAGAGAACCUACAGAUAAAAGAAUGUUCGUGUUAGCAGCUGCUUUAAAGGAAGGUUAUGACGUCGAAAAGUUAUACGAACUUACAAAAAUUGACAAAUGGUUUCUGCAUAAAUUCAAAAACAUAAUCGAUUAUUAUGAAACUCUUAUAGCUGUUGGCAGUACUUCGAUAAACUCGGAAACUUUAAAGAAUGCCAAGAAAAUCGGGUUUUCGGAUAAACAAAUAGCAGCUGCUAUAAAGAGUACGGAAGUAGCUGUGAGAAAACUCAGGGAAGAUAAUCAUAUCACGCCGUUCGUAAAGCAAAUUGAUACUGUGGCAGCAGAAUGGCCAGCUUCAACCAAUUAUCUUUAUUUAACUUAUAAUGGCAGCACACACGACCUAGAAUUUCCGGGCGACUUUACUAUGGUCUUAGGUUCUGGCGUAUACAGGAUUGGAAGUUCAGUUGAAUUUGACUGGUGUGCCGUUGGUUGUUUGAGAGAACUGAGAAAUCAAGGCAAGAAGACCAUAAUGGUCAAUUAUAACCCUGAGACUGUCAGUACCGAUUAUGAUAUGAGUGAUAGGUUAUAUUUUGAGGAAAUUUCAUUCGAAGUAGUAAUGGACAUUUAUAAUAUUGAAAAACCUAAUGGCGUAAUAUUAUCAAUGGGAGGACAGUUACCGAACAACAUUGCUAUAGAUUUACACAGACAGCAAGCUGUUAUCCUAGGAACAUCGCCUGAUAUGAUUGAUAAUGCAGAAAAUCGCUUCAAAUUUUCGAGAAUGUUAGAUCGGAAGGGAAUUUUGCAGCCCAGAUGGAAAGAACUUACCAAUCUCGAAUCUGCCAUCAGUUUCUGUGAAGAAGUAGGCUAUCCAUGUUUGGUUCGACCAUCCUACGUCUUAAGCGGUGCGGCCAUGAAUGUUGCAUACUCCAACCAAGACUUAGAAGCGUAUCUCAAAUCAGCAAGUGAAGUUAAUAAAGAGCAUCCAGUAGUUAUAUCCAAGUACAUAAUGGAUGCUAAGGAAAUCGAUGUGGAUGCCGUAGCAGCAGAUGGUGUCAUUUACUGUAUGGCAGUUUCUGAACACGUGGAAAAUGCAGGAGUGCAUUCUGGAGACGCAACAUUAGUUACUCCACCUCAAGAUAUAAAUAAUGAAACUCUGGAAAAAAUCAAAGAGAUUGCUCGUAUAAUAGCUGAUAUAUUAGAUGUCACUGGACCUUUUAAUAUGCAGCUUAUAGCUAAGGAUAAUGACUUGAAAGUCAUUGAAUGUAACGUCAGAGUAUCUAGAUCUUUUCCAUUUGUAUCAAAAACUCUCGACCAUGAUUUUGUUGCUAUGGCCACAAAAAUAAUACUGGGCAUACCUGUAGAACCAGUAAAUGUAAUGACUGGUUGUGGCAAAGUUGGGGUUAAAGUUCCCCAAUUUUCCUUCUCGAGAUUAGCAGGCGCUGAUGUAACACUAGGUGUGGAAAUGGCAUCAACAGGAGAAGUGGCAUGUUUCGGAGAAAACCGUUACGAAGCUUACUUAAAAUCUUUGAUGAGUACUGGUUUUAGAAUUCCAAAAAAAGCUAUUUUACUGUCUGUGGGCACGUUUAAGCAUAAAAUGGAAUUACUACCGAGUGUCCGAGUACUUCAAAGAAUGGGAUAUAAGCUGUAUGCAAGUAUGGGAACCGGUGAUUUUUACACCGAACAUGGUAUUGAGGUUGAAAGUGUACAAUGGACCUUCGACCAUAUUGGUGAUGUAGAUGAUGCUAGAGCAGACGGAGAACUGAUGCAUCUAGCUGAUUUCAUGGCUCGUCGUCAACUGGAUCUGGUUAUCAAUUUGCCUAUGCGUGGAGGUGCUCGGCGUGUGUCUUCAUUCAGUACCCAUGGGUAUCGCACCCGGCGUCUUGCCGUUGAUUAUGCUGUGCCUCUAGUAACUGAUGUAAAGUGCGCAAAGCUCCUAGUGCAGGCAAUGGCGCAAUGUGGAGGUGCUCCACCAAUGAAAACACAUACUGACUGUAUGACAUCUAGAAACAUAAUAAAACUUCCUGGUUUUAUUGAUGUCCACGUUCAUGCUCGCGAACCCGGCGCUACCUAUAAAGAAGAUUUUAACUCCUGCACUGCUGCUGCUCUUGCUGGUGGCAUCACAAUGAUAUGUGCAAUGCCGAACACGAACCCACCUGUGAUUGACCGGGCUGCUUACGAAUACGCCUCAGCACUCGCGAGAGUUAGUGCUCGAUGUGAUUAUGCUCUGUUUGUUGGAGCAUCAUCUACAAACUGUGAUACAGCUGCAGAAAUUGCACCACAAGCAGCAGCAUUAAAAAUGUAUUUGAACGAAACAUUCACUACUUUAAAAUUAGAUGAUAUGACAGUUUGGCAAAAACAUUUACAAAACUGGCCGAAGAAAAUGGUUGUGUGUGCACAUGCUGAACGUGAAAAAACUGGAGCCAUUAUUCUGAUGGCCUCAUUACUUGAUCGUCCAAUACAUAUUUGCCAUGUAGCCCGAAAGGAAGAAAUUCAAAUAAUUAAAGCAGCCAAGGAAAGAGGUUUGAAAGUAACAUGUGAAGUAUGUCCCCAUCAUUUGUUCUUAAGUACAGAUGACAUAGAACGAAUUGGAAAAGGUCGAGCUGAAGUACGACCCGUUUUAUGCAGCCCUGAUGAUCAAGCGGAACUCUGGAAAAACAUCGAAAUCAUCGAUAUUUUCGCAACCGACCACGCACCACAUGCUGUCGAAGAAAAGGAUGCCGUGAAAGCUCUUCCAGGUUUCCCUGGAGUGGAAACCAUUUUACCGCUACUGCUGAAUGCAGUACAUGAGGGUCGCUUGACCAUAGAAGAUAUUAUAAAUAAAUUCCACCGUAACCCCCGAAAAAUAUUCAAUUUGCCCGAACAACCAAACACAUACGUUGAAGUAGAUAUGGACUAUGAAUGGACAAUACCAAGUGCUAUGGAAUUUUCUAAAUCAAAAUGGACACCAUUCGCAGGAAUGCAUGUAUGUGGGGCUGUUCAUCGUGUAACUUUGCGAGGCGAAAUAGCUUACGUUGAAGGUCAAGUUUUAGUACCACCCGGUUUUGGCCAAAAUGUUCGUGAGUGGCCUACGCCUAAAAAACAAUCGUUCCCAGUAUACGCAAUAGAAAAAGUUGAGAAAGAAAUAAGUCGACCAAAUUCGGCGUUAGAGAUAUAUGGUGAAUUGACUCGUCUAAGUGAUCUUGAAAUUGAGCCUGAAAAUCCAAGCAAAUUAAAUGUACAUUUUAACGAUGUCAACGGAAGAAGUAUGUCACCAUUGCCUGCACAAAUUAUAAGGCAAAGAUGUGACAGUACUUCAAAUUACAAUCCCCCAACAGCAUCCGUUUCCCAUCGCCAAAAAAGCGAUAUCUUUGGCAAAAGUAUAAUAACAGUAGAUUCUUUCAGCAAAGAUACUCUGAACGACUUAUUUAAUCUGGCACAAUUUAUGAAGAUAAGUGUAGGCAAAGGACGAUUCUUAGAUGAUAUUCUAAGAGGAAAAGUAAUGGCUUCGAUAUUCUACGAAGUCAGUACACGCACAAGCUGUAGUUUUGCAGCUGCUAUGCAGAGAUUGGGUGGAUCUGUUAUACAUACCGAUGCUACGAGUUCAUCGGCUAAGAAAGGUGAAACCUUAGAGGAUAGUGUAGCUGUGAUGGCAAGUUAUUCAGAUGUAGUGGUUUUGCGUCAUCCUGAACCUGGCGCCGUUGCACGGGCGUCGAGACAUUGCAGAAAACCAAUUAUCAAUGCCGGAGAUGGUGUAGGGGAACACCCUACUCAAGCUUUAUUAGAUGUAUUUACAAUCAGAGAGGAAAUUGGUACUGUGAAUGGACUUACGAUUACCAUGGUAGGCGAUCUGAAAAAUGGACGAACCGUACACUCACUUGCUCGUAUUCUCACCUUAUACCAAGUUCAGCUACAGUAUGUUAGUCCUCCAGGACUUGGAAUGCCUAAACAUAUCAUGGACUACGUCGCUAAAAAAGGCAUACCGCAAAGGGUAUACGAAAAACUGGAGGAUGUUCUUGCUGACACACAUGUGCUUUAUAUGACUAGGGUCCAAAGGGAACGAUUUGACAGUCAAGAGGAAUAUGAAAAGACCCGAGGUCUGUUAGUGGUGACCCCGCAGCUGAUGACGCGCGCGCGCCGGCGCAUGGUCGUGAUGCACCCUCUGCCGCGCGUGGACGAGAUCUCUCCCGAGUUCGACUCGGACCCUCGCGCCGCCUACUUCAGGCAAGCGGAGUACGGCAUGUAUGUGCGCAUGGCUCUCCUCUCCAUGGUCGCAGGAGUUAACCCUCUCGUGUGAUUAUGCGUUAUUUGUAUAAAAUAUUUAAGUUACGUAUUGGAUAAAUGUAUAUUGUAUUUAAUUUUGUAUCAAAAGUUUAUAUUCCUUGUUACAACUUGAAUGGAGACAAAUAAGACAGUACACUACUUAUGUAUCGUCAUUACCGUUAAAAUGACUUUAAUAUAGUUUUUUUUUCUAAUUUUAAAUGAUAUAUUAUUUUCACCUUUUGGUUAAAAACUACAUAAGUAACUUACACCAAACUACCUAGAAUGCAAUCUAUUAAAAUAUGCUAUAGAAGGAUAAUAUUAAUAUAGUUUUCUUCGUCCAACAGUA